AAUCACCAUUACCGUUCCCUUUAUCGACUAGCAUAAAAUAUUGAAGGAGGAAGAAAGAAAAGCUUUGGAACAGCUGCGAAAAUUGGAAAACCCCGCAGACACCGAACUGGUUUGUGCUGGCGAAAUCCGCAUGAACUCUGCCGUUGACCAUCGACCUCCCAAGAAGGGAAAAAUUGAUGACUGGAGGCGGGAAGCUACGAGCACCUGGCAGCGCAUCGUUGCUGAUUGCAAGGUCCUGAAAGAGGAGAUCAGAGCUUCGAAAGAUGAAAUUUCAGAAAUUCGAGAUAUCGCUCGAACGCAAACCAAUAAACAGAUGACUGGAUAUAAAGGAAUCUCUGAUUGGGCGAAGGAUGCUCUCGAUGCUCAUAAUGAGAGUAUUAGGGCAUUGUCCGCUGUAUCUGUUCUAGGUGCUGGUCUAAGCUAUACCUCCAUUGUCAGCGCCACUCGAGGAAAUAUAUCCUACAUGUGCUGCUCCUUUGUACUGUUCAUGAUCUGUCUCAUGUUCGCUACUGCCGUCCAAGUCGUGCUCACUUGGUGUAGUCACCGGGCGAACUACCCGUUUCCAAAUCCACAUCUCUGGGAAAUUAUCGUGGCCAUUGGUGUUUAUGGAGCUGGAGCGUCUAUGGCCGUAGCCAUCAUUUUCUUAUUGGUAUCCGUUCAACUUUUGAGCCCUAACCCUAGCGCCCCACCAGUGGUCACUUUUUCACCAAAGGCCUCAGCAUAUGUUACGUAUGCGCUCUUGGGAUCUAUCUUCAUAAUUGUCCUUCUCGCAUUUUCCACUUUUGCUUCAGCAAACGGUUUCAAAUUCCUCAUUUGGAGACGGUCGGAGGAGCGCCUCGCUACGAAGGCGAAAAGGCUGGAGGAUUUCGUCUGAUGACCUGACCUCAGGAUACAUGCUUUAUCAUUGUGAUCGCAUCAAUCACCCCUCACAUAGACCACUGCAUGUAUCGAUCAAUGCGUUCUGUGCCUCGAUUUUGAGGGCAUCUCGGCGGUGGUAGCUUGACUUGUUACCUAAGGAAGAAUCUCUGUCAGACCAUCUCGUC
Molecule: messenger RNA, 1043 nt
Organism: Cantharellus anzutake
Lineage: Eukaryota; Fungi; Basidiomycota; Agaricomycetes; Cantharellales; Hydnaceae
Exons: 6
Coding region: 131-874 (247 amino acids)
Source: RefSeq, a predicted model, not a curated record